Messenger RNA from Pieris macdunnoughi, 222 nucleotides. The record is from the annotation of a GenBank genome assembly. Lineage: Eukaryota; Metazoa; Arthropoda; Insecta; Lepidoptera; Pieridae.
AUGACGAAAGGCGAUGCUGGUGAUGACUACUCUGCUAAAUUGGACUUGUGUUUGACUGAUGGAAUUGUAAAAACAGGUGGUGGCAUAGUACUUGGUGCUCUUACAUCAGUAUUGUUCUUUAAAAGACGGAGAUGGCCAAUCAUUGCCGGUAUGGGUAUGGGAAUCGGUCUUGCAUACGCUAACUGUGAAUAUGAGUUGAAUCCUAAAAAGAAUUCAGCUUAG